This is a messenger RNA of Lodderomyces elongisporus, 2367 nucleotides long. RefSeq lists its product as uncharacterized. Bases 1 to 2367 code for a protein of 788 amino acids. The record is from RefSeq and is a predicted model, not a curated record. The transcript has a single exon. NCBI's taxonomy places the organism in Eukaryota, Fungi, Ascomycota, Pichiomycetes, Serinales, Debaryomycetaceae.
AUGGUUGAGAUGGAGCCAAGAAGGUCGGCUAGAGCCAAUAAGGGAGUCCACACGAAACGAGAGCUCGAAGAGUAUCAAGUGGGUGGCGUAGAGAAAACGGGAUCCCACAAACUUAGUACAAAGAAUGAGGUCAAAAAAGAUCAUGAGAAAGUCCCAACUACUGUGAAAAAAGAAAAGAUAAAGGAAGAGGUAAAAGACAAAGUUUUUGACAGUAAUGAUGAUAACAAUUCUGUCGAAAAUGAAGAUAACGAAGAAGUUAGGUGUACUCCAUGUGGAGCCACAACGGAGAAUUACGAUGAAGAAAAUGACACUUUGGGGGAUAUGAUACUUUGUGAUAAAUGCAAGACAUGGCAACACAUCAAGUGUAUGGGUUACAGAAAAAACAAUGUACCCAAAGUUUAUCAAUGUGAUAUAUGCUCUGGAGAACCAAGACCUGCAAAUGUGAAGCAGCAGCAACAGCAGCAGCAGCAGAAAAAUAAGAAAAAAAGGGCACAACAACUGGAAACUGUUUUGGAAACAGAUUCAGCAACAAAGAAACAAAAAACCUCAUCAUCAACGCCCGAGGAGAAAGAGCCACUUGAGCAGGAAGAAAUUGUGACUAUAGAAAGUUUGAAAAACCCACUUCGAAUUAGCACUGCAAAGGCUUUUUACAAUUUUUUCAGAAAAAGCUACCCUCUGAAACAAGGAGAUGUUGAAAUAAGUGAUGAGGAAAAGGAAAAGAAAGCCACUCAAUUAGCCUUGGAGGUUGAGGAUAUCAUUCAGCGCGAGUUUCCUGGAAAAUUAUAUGUUAGUGAGGGACGUCGAAUAUUGUUUGUAUUGAAGAAACAAUUUACAGAUGAGGUUUUUGCAGGAACUUUAACGUUGGAAGAUGUUGUGAAAAAGACACCCGAGGAGAUCAAUCAGGAUAUUGCCAGGAUUGAGCAAAAAAAUAGAGAAAACAUAAAAAAUAUUAUCUUGAUUGAAAACGACCAGUCUCAGAUCGUAAGAAGGACACAUAAAGGUGAGAUUGUUAAGGAAAAUGAAAACGAAGAAUAUGACGGUGGGAACAUUAUGGAUGUUAGUAUCGAUGCUAGACCAGUCGACCAUCGCCGAUUCUCAGAAGAAAACACUAUAAACCUGACACUGAAGACAUUGCAACAAAGUAAGGGUCGCCAGAAUGCAUACAAUCAUACCAAUCCUAGAUUUGGGGAUGAUUUUUCAAGUGAUGAUGAUGCAGAAGAAGAGCAAGAAGAAAAACAAGAAGAAGAAGGAAAAGAAAAUGUGGAAUUAGAAGUUGGAGAAAUGGAACACGGUGAUGAAGAAGGAAUAGACAAAGAUGGUAUUUUGGAUGGAAAUCAAACAAAAGUUUCUUUUGUUGAUGGCGAAGAAGGUGAAUUAUUAGAACGCAAAAAAUCCCAUUCUUCAGAAUCACUAAGUGAUAUCGAGACUAGAAGUACAUCCGAUGAUGGCAAAUUAGAAGAACUCUUAUCAGGAAAUGAUGAUUUUUCACAAAAUUACAACAGCAACAAUAGCAACAAUAGCAACAGUGGUAACAGAAAAGAGAGAUUCGAGCCUCCAGAAGUAUGGCACGGGUCAAUCACUUUUCCUGAAUAUUCACAUUUCAAAGCAGUAGGUAAAUUCUACUCUUCAACUGAUGAUGAGCAAGAUCAUUACUCGUUAUCGAAAGCUACCGCAAAGGAUAUAUUAAAGGAAACCAACUAUGUUGUAAGAGGCAGGCUUGAACGAGCUAGAUGUGAUAAAUACCUCAAUGAGAUAACUGCUACUCGAAAUCUCUAUUUUGUUCAAAUCCAACCGGAUGACCUUGCAUCGCCUACUGAUGCUACAAAGUAUAAGCGAAAUUAUGAAAGACUUUACAACUACUUUAUAAAGGAAAAUAAAGUUGGUGUGUUGAGUGGCCGUCCUGACUUUGUUAAGGAUUCAUAUAUUAUGCCAAUUGAUUUUAGAGAUGUAAACUUGAGUUCUGCGAUACAAGCACACAAGAGGGACUUGAGAAUGGGAUUAUUUGCUGUGUUUGUAGUUCAAAAACAUUAUAUACCGCAAAACGUGCCUUCAAAAGCAACUCCUCCUCUCUCACAUCCAAAUCCUUAUAUACAAUUACAGCCACAACAACCACCACCACAACAAUCACAUCAACAACAAUCUCAACAACAACGACAAUCACAUCAACACCGAUACCAGCAAGUUCAAGAGUUUCACCAGGAUCGUCAUCAAUCUUCAUUACCACCACCGCCUUCCUCUUUACCUGCAGUACCUUCUUCGUUACCGCCAAUACCAUCCAUGCAACAUGGUGCUACACUUUACAAUAAUGAUCAAGAAUCCAACGGCGCAGAAGAAAACUUGAGCUCGAUUUUAGACCAGCUAAAGUAA